AUGCAUCCGACGAGCCUCCCGUUGCAGUCAAGCAGCGUGGGCGACCGAGGACGACGCCGACGGUGCCCGUUGCAUCCGACGAGCCUUUCGAUGCAUCCGACGAGCCUCCCGUUGCAGUCAAGCAGCGUGGGCGACCGAGGACGACGCCGACGGUGCCCGUUGCAUCCGACGAGCCUUUCGAUGCAUCCGACGAGUCUCCCGUUGCAGUCAAGCAGCGUGGGCGGCCGAGAAGGACGACGCCGACGAUGCCCGUUGCAUCCGACGAGCCUCCCGUUGCAGUCAAGCAGCGUGGGCGGCCGAGAAGGACGACGCCGACGAUGCCCGUUGCAUCCGACGAGCCUCCCGUUGCAGUCAAGCAGCGUGGGCGACCGAGAAGGACGACGCCGACGGUGCCCGUUGCAUCCGACGAGCCUUUCGAUGCAUCCGACGAGCCUCCCGUUGCAGUCAAGCAGCGUGGGCGACCGAGGACGACGCCGACGAUGCCCGUUGCAUCCGACGAGCCUUUCGAUGCAUCCGACGAGCCUCCCGUUGCAGUCAAGCAGCGUGGGCGGCCGAGAAGGACGACGCCGACGGUGCCCGUUGCAUCCGACGAGUCUCCCGUUGCAGUCAAGCAGCGUGGGCGACCGAGGACGACGCCGACGAUGCCCGUUGCAUCCGACGAGCCUUUCGAUGCAUCCGACGAGCCUCCCGUUGCAGUCAAGCAGCGCGGGCGACCGAGGACGACGCCGACGGUGCCCGUUGCAUCCGACGAGCCUUUCGAUGCAUCCGACGAGUCUCCCGUUGCAGUCAAGCAGCGCGGGCGACCGAGGACGACGCCGACGGUGCCCGUUGCAUCCGACGAGCCUUUCGAUGCAUCCGACGAGCCUCCCGUUGCAGUCAAGCAGCGUGGGCGACCGAGGACGACGCCGACGAUGCCCGUUGCAUCCGACGAGCCUUUCGAUGCAUCCGACGAGCCUCCCGUUGCAGUCAAGCAGCGUGGGCGGCCGAGAAGGACGACGCCGACGGUGCCCGUUGCAUCCGACGAGUCUCCCGUUGCAGUCAAGCAGCGUGGGCGACCGAGGACGACGCCGACGGUGCCCGUUGCAUCCGACGAGCCUUUCGAUGCAUCCGACGAGCCUCCCGUUGCAGUCAAGCAGCGUGGGCGGCCGAGAAGGACGACGCCGACGGUGCCCGUUGCAUCCGACGAGCCUUUCGAUGCAUCCGACGAGCCUCCCGUUGCAGUCAAGCAGCGUGGGCGGCCGAGAAGGACGACGCCGACGGUGCCCGUUGCAUCCGACGAGCCUUUCGAAGCAUCCGACGAGCCUUUCGAUGCAUCCGACGAGCCUCCCGUUGCAGUCAAGCAGCGUGGGCGACCGAGAAAGAAGGUGCUUUCCACGUGAGUUGACUAGUAUGCGCGGUUUCUUUUUGGCUUUUGUUGGCUUUUCUUUGUUGUUGUUUUGUUUAUUUUUUAUGGCAAGAGAGCGCAAUUGCCAUCGCAGCUAUUUCUUUUUUUAUUUCUGUAUGUUUGUCUGUGUCUGUUUGUGUGUGUGUGUUGGUUGUAUGGGUAUCAGUGGGAAUUCGUUGGGAGUCUUUGGUGUCUCCUUUGGUGGUGUAUCUUGUGUUUUUUUUUAUUGCUGCGUUCCUUCUUGUCCUUUUGAGGGACCACAGAAGGAAGGAGGGAAGGGGAGGAGUGUGUGUUUGGGGAAUUCUCAACAAGCGCCCCUUCAUCAACCUUUUGUCAUCCCGCUUUAUUUUUUUCUUCUCUCCUUUUAUAUUCUGGGUUUCAUUUUGUAG
Messenger RNA from Trypanosoma cruzi, 1773 nucleotides. RefSeq lists its product as uncharacterized. The record is from RefSeq and is a predicted model, not a curated record. The coding region runs from base 1 to 1773 and encodes 590 amino acids. Lineage: Eukaryota; Euglenozoa; Kinetoplastea; Trypanosomatida; Trypanosomatidae. The transcript has a single exon.